This is a messenger RNA of Aspergillus candidus, 1183 nucleotides long. RefSeq names its product RBM8 family RNA-binding protein. The record is from RefSeq and is a predicted model, not a curated record. Gene Ontology annotation, molecular function: mRNA binding. Gene Ontology annotation, cellular component: exon-exon junction complex; cytoplasm; nucleus. Gene Ontology annotation, biological process: RNA splicing. The transcript is spliced from 3 exons. Bases 116 to 616 code for a protein of 166 amino acids. NCBI's taxonomy places the organism in Eukaryota, Fungi, Ascomycota, Eurotiomycetes, Eurotiales, Aspergillaceae.
AUCUCCAUUUCACUCCAUCCCACCUAAUCCACAACCACGACUGUCAAUCCUCCCUCCCCGCCUGCUAUCACGCUACGAGAAUCCGAUUAAUUUAUCCUACUAUAUUGUCCACAUCAUGUCCGCCGAAAUGGACGUCGAUCAGCCCGUCGCGCACGAGGAAGCCGAAGUCCCCGCGCAAUCGGGCGACAAGAGCGUCGACCCGCGAACAGACAGUGGCGCCGUCGCCGUGCGCAGUAUCGAGGGAUGGAUCAUUCUCUGCACUAAUAUCCAUGAGGAGGCGUCUGAGGAGGAUGUCACGGAUUUGUUUGCUGAGUAUGGGGAGAUCAAGAACUUCAAUCUGAAUUUGGAUCGUCGGACAGGUUAUGUUAAGGGCUACGCAUUAAUCGAAUACUCUACCCUCCCCGAAGCCGAAGAUGCCAUCAAAGCCCUGAACGGGUCCAAACUGCUCGAGCAGACUAUCGGAGUGGACUUUGCUUUCGUGCGACCACCGCCCUCCAACAAAGGCAAAGCCGGCGGACAGCGGGGUGGUCGCGGCGGUGGUGGUGCAGGUGGACGAGGCCGCAGCAGGAGCCGGAGUCGCAGCCCCGGCGCGGAUAACGAACGGGAGCGGGAUUGAGAGGAUGAGCAGCUUUGAUUUUUUUUACCCUUCUUUAUUCUUUUUCUGUUAUAUUGCGUGGCACAUCUGUGGCUUGAGACAACCUCUGAUGGAGUACUUUGGCUUUUAUUUUUCACGAUUGCCGACUUGAGGAUGGAGAUAUACUACUACCACUCUACAUAUGGCUAUGACAGGACUCUCGACCCAUACUGGGUGACAAACGACCAUGGCCGGCACGAUCUUCCAAGGACGAUGGGUCCUGGGAUGAUAUCCCGAGAUACUGUGCCGGCGCUGAAAUUCAUUAGCAAUACGAAGAUUCCAGACAGAAAAUUGUUUUAAUUGGACCUCGAGUAUACUGGGCUCGUUGCUAGAAUAUAUUCUGUGAUUCGGCGUGUCAUGCGCUGGUUAUAAGCAUCUGCAGAGCUUUCUUUCCUCUUUUCUCUCUCUUUUUCUUCUAUUUUGUCGCGAUUGGUGUCUUACAAUCAGCCUGACUAUCUUGUAGAUCCGACCUUAUCAUACGGUCUGCUGUGCUAGGCGAGAUAUGUAAUUGAGUAGAUGUUCCUAAAAAUCAACAUCAUCAGAGAUGAG